Messenger RNA from Suillus paluster, 713 nucleotides. RefSeq lists its product as uncharacterized. NCBI's taxonomy places the organism in Eukaryota, Fungi, Basidiomycota, Agaricomycetes, Boletales, Suillaceae. Bases 97 to 618 code for a protein of 173 amino acids. The record is from RefSeq and is a predicted model, not a curated record. The transcript has 3 exons.
UAGCAUGAGCCCUCGCUCUCAUAAGUACUUGCACCGGUUCUCUGUCCCCCUCAACUUUUUCUCACUGUACACUAGCAAGCACUAACGACUCCCGUCAUGAUGUUCUUUACGAAGAAACCCAAACCAUCCGCGCUUCCUCCUGGAUGGCCAUCGCCAUUCCACAAUAAGUGUAGUCAACGAGACUGCUACCACUCCAACAACCCGCAAACAGUCAAGGGUGUUUACCAAUGCCGCGGCGUCCCCGGAGGGUUCUAUUGCGAGGGUACAUACAAGAUCUCAUCCGCCCGCGCGCGCGAGACAGAGCACUAUCUGCAAGAAAUGGCCAUGGCUCGUAGAUCGGCCGAGGAGGAACAGAGGAAGCGAAAGACAUCCGAGAUGAGGCGGCCUGAGCGCCGAGGAGUGAUGAACCCGGCUGAUAUGAGAAUAUCAGAUGAGCGGAACAGACUUGGCGUGGGGCAAGCUCCUCGCACGAGAGGCACGGAAAACAAGAGACCGCCAAUAUUUGCACCAUAUUCGGGUCAUCGCCCUUCUCAAUCUGUGAUAGAGUCGGAGUACCAGACUGACCAAAUAAUGAUGCAUCUCUAUCCUGAACGACAGAUUCAACCAAGAUGGAUAUAAUGAACGCACUUCACGAGUCUCAUGAGUCUUUCGCAUUAUAUCAUAUUUUAGGGUCAUCCGGGGCCAGACUCGUGCUAAUAUGUCAUUCCCAACAC